CGUUGUAGAUGUCUAUGGGCUCCAGUAACCACUUAACACCAGAUGGGCUGUGAGCUCGUCCACCCAUCUAAGCAAUAAAAAAAAACUGAAGCUAUAAUUUGCCAUUUAAGUAAAUUAAAUAAGUAUAUUAGCACGUAUGGGUUGAUUUAAAUUUCACCCAUAACAAGCUCAUAAAAUAUCACAAUUAUUUUAUUUUAUUUUACAGAUCAAAACAAGAAAGGCUUCAAGGCUCUAUGUUCGAUUCAUAGGCUAUACACAUUUUUUUCAUUCGAUUGACGUGACAUCACAGACCAACAAAAUUUCUGAUUCAUAUUACGGAACAUUUAUUUAUUUAUUCUCAAACUAGUGCUUAUAUUUUUUCAACAUUACAAUAUAUAAAAUGGCUGAUCCUAAAUAUGAAAAUCUACCCGGCAUUGCCUAUGACCAACGCGAUGUUUAUGAAACUGAUGAUCUUCCGGAAGCCGAUCAGCCGGAGCCUUAUGAGGAGGAGGAGAACGAGUGUAUCGAACAAUUGCACUUAUCGGUCAAGGAUUCUUUCAAUAAAUUCAAAGGGAAGUUCCUUACUGGCCCUGUAGAUUUUUCAGAUAAAUUGAGCAGAAAAUCUCGAAUUGGUUACAGAGUUGGUGAAUGGGAGCUAGCAGCUGAAGGUGACCCGGAGACUCCACUACAAAGAUACAAUAGACUUAGAUGUGAGUUUUCUGAACUCCUCGAAGAUGUCACUGACCAACAAAACAAAGCUGGCGAUAGUGAAAAGGAAGAGUUCUCCAAGUUGGCCGUACAAAUCAACACAACGAAGAAACUUCUGGAAGAAUUGAAACUUGAAGAAGGAGAACAAAUUGACCCUAAGGCCGAGAAACUAAAGGAGUACCUGUCGUCGAACGGCAGGAAGAAGCAGGGUGAGCUGAUCACGGCGCAGCUGAAGUUGAAGCCUGAAAUAAGCCUCGCGCAGACCACAAGGGUUGCUCAACUCGAGCACAGAUUACACAAAUUAGAGCAGGCUGCCGGCGUGAGGGAUGAGGAGGCGUUCCGACGACUCCAAGCUGCCACUGGACAGGCGACGCUGGCGGGCGCAGCGUGUCGUCUGGCGGCGCAGGCGGGCGCGCUGCGGGCGGGCGAGGUGGCGGCGGCGGACGCGCGGGUGGGUGCGCUGCUGGCCAACGUGCACGCGCUCCGGGCCGCACUCACGCCCGCCGACCCGCAACUCGAUGAGAAGGUUAACGAAUUGUACAAAUUGGUGAAGCAAAUUGAAGGCAUUUCACAUUCGGAAAUAAUUGAAAGGAUGGAAGCGCUAGAGGCUCUGCAUCAUCAAGCCAGUAACUUCGGGAAGUCGCUGACUGAGCUCGAGUCGCUGCAGAGCAGCAUCGCGGGCGGCGUCCACAAGAACCGGGAGCUCCUGCAGAGCGUCCAAGAAGUGUUCGCGCUGAACGUGAACAGCCUCAACAAGGAGAUACGGAAACUGGACGAGAGGAUCUCGAAAUUGGCGCAGGCUUCGUAACGAGACGGAGUUUUGUAAAUACCUUCUUACUUCACGCGAUAAUUACUGUGGACGCUGGAACCCUGCAACCACGCUCGCUUUGUUUCAACGCUGGAGCUAUUGCGGCUUGGCGUGCUACUGAACUCGACAACGAUCUGAAAUCAAGUCCUGAAGAUGAAGAGUCUGACGAGCUGAUCAGCAUUGACCCUCGUCUUGGAGUUUACGGUGACCGACCUUUAUAAAACUAAAAUGUACCGCAUUUAAAUUUACGCCUAGGGUAAAAUGAUUAAUUUUGCAAUCUUGUUGUACUGGAUAACGUUAGAUUAAUAUGAAACAAUGGCAAGCUAAGUUAUGGAAUGUUUUGAAUAUUUUUUUGUGUUUAAAAAGGCAGAAUUAUGUUUUGUAAGAAAAAUAAAAUCAGUAUCAGUGUUGAAUUUUAAGUUUAAACUGUGCUUCUAUGUGAGUGCUUGAUCUUGAUUAGUAGAAGCUGGAUUUUGGUCAACAAAAUCAGUGUUUGUUAGUAAUAGAAUGUUUAAUUGUGUUAUUAAAUAUAAAUAAAAAUAAGUUACGUAGAAAUUGCAAGUCACAUUCCGAAAUCGCUGUGUCGGUCCCGUUUUGUUGGUUCGAGUCCUGGUUUAACUAACUAUUGUAUUAUUAUUGUAUACAUUUAUUUAAAGAUAAAACGUAGUUUUUGUUUCGUGUGUAUAACCUAACAACACGAGACAUCUUACCUCUUAAAAUCCAAUUCUUGCAGUACUUUUUUCAUAUCACAUGUUUCUUACUUAAAUUGUUUUCUUGUACUUAAAUUAUAUUCAGAACGAAAAAAUGCGACCCUAGGCAAAGAAUGGGUUUUAUAAAUGCUCAAAUUUCAGCUGAUGGCUUAAUGACGACAAAGAUAUUGCGAGCUACUAAAAAAGUUUCAAAUAGGUUAUAAAUGUUGUUAAUAACUUCAGUUUAAGGAGUAUGCACAUUGAUGGUGCAGACCCUUGUAUCUCCAGUAUUUAUUAUAUCAGAAUACCAAAAUAUUCAAUAAACACACACUGUAUGUUGUACCCUUAGCACUUUUAUGCACAUUUUAAACAAUUCUCAGAAAUGCUGGUCAAAUGAUAUUUUAUUGUUUAAUUAUAUGAACUAGUGCCAGAUUCGAGAUGUAUUAUUACAUGUUUGAUGAAACCUAUAUCACUUAACAAUGAUUAUAUUUGUAUUUUAUAGACAGCUUAAAAGAUUUAUUUAUUAAAUUAAAUUGAUUAUGAAGCAAA
Messenger RNA from Bombyx mori (domestic silkworm), 2733 nucleotides. It is a transcript of the gene DCTN2-p50, whose product is annotated as dynactin subunit 2. Bases 380 to 1495 code for a protein of 371 amino acids. Lineage: Eukaryota; Metazoa; Arthropoda; Insecta; Lepidoptera; Bombycidae. Gene Ontology annotation, biological process: mitotic spindle organization. The transcript has 9 exons. Gene Ontology annotation, cellular component: cytoplasm; dynactin complex; centrosome. The record is from RefSeq and is a predicted model, not a curated record.